Molecule: messenger RNA, 954 nt
Organism: Auanema sp. JU1783
Lineage: Eukaryota; Metazoa; Nematoda; Chromadorea; Rhabditida; Rhabditidae
Source: the annotation of a GenBank genome assembly
AUGAUCAGAGGGAUACAUCCUGUUUAUCAGGCAUUGCUUGCUGCUUGUUUCACAUGGGGAGUUACAGCUUUAGGAGCGUCAUUAGUCUUUGUUAUGAAACAUCAGAGUAAAAAAUUACUUGAUGGCAGUUUGGGUUUCGCAGCGGGUGUGAUGACUGCAGCUUCAUUUUGGUCAUUACUUGCUCCAGCAAUUGACUUCGCUGAGAAAGAUCACGGAUCUUUCGCUUUUAUCCCAGUGGGUAUUGGCUUUGCUCUUGGAGCCACUUUUGUUCAUUUUGCUGAUCGAAUGCUUCCUACUUGCGUCUUAGCUGAAGCGAGCGUCGUUGAUGUUCUGGCUCCUUCGAAAACAGAAACAGAAUUGGCACUUGUUGGAGACGAUAACACUCGCCGACCUCCUUCAGAAGAUAGAGAAAUAGGGGAAGAUCAUCCCAUUCAAAUCUCAAGAGGAGAUCGGGACAUAACAGUAACUCGAAUUGACGAUGAAACUAGAACUUCUUGGAGAAGGAUUGUUUUGCUUAUCUUAGCUGUGACAGUUCACAAUAUCCCAGAGGGUCUUGCUGUUGGUGUAGGCUUUGGAUCAGUAGGGAAAACUGAAGCAGCCACUUUUGAAACAGCUUUCAAUUUAGCAUUAGGUAUUGGACUACAAAACUUUCCUGAGGGUCUUGCUGUUUCGCUUCCACUUGCAGCCUUCGGCCACUCAAAGCUUAAAGCUUUCUGGUACGGACAGUUAUCCGGUAUGGUAGAGCCUAUCGCUGCAUUGUUUGGAGCAGCUGCUGUUAUUUUCAUGGAGCCCGUUCUUCCAUACGCUCUCGCUUUUGCUGCUGGUGCUAUGAUCUAUGUUGUGAUGGAUGAUAUAAUACCUGAAGCUCAAAGAAACGGCAACGGAAAAUUAGCAUCUAUUUUAUGUAUCGUUGGAUUUUUGGUGAUGAUGAGUCUGGAUGUUGGCCUCGGAUAG